AUGUCAACACAAGAAUCAUCCGUAACCGCGAACCUGGUUACACCCAAGUCAUCAGCGUUACCCUCACAAAAUGCGUCUUCUAGGUCUACGACCACAUCGAUAGAGUCUCGCCCUAAAAAGGUGAAUGAAUUUAAUGAUGGUCGCGAAAAACCCCAUUACUCUUGGGGCCAAAGUUGGAAAGACUGGUUUAAGCAGAGUUGGAGCUCAAACUAUAAUGACCUGGACAUCGAGAACAAGUUGUUGUCUCUGUUGCCAUUUUACCCAGAAAGCGAUGGCAAGAGACAGGCUAGUGUUGUUAAUACUGACAUAGGCAAUGGCCAGUUUAUUCACGAAUUUUAUAUUGAAAAUACCGAAAAGGAUGAGAGACCGGAAAUAUGUAAAGAAUUUGUUCUUGUACACGGCUAUGCAGCAUCGCUUGGUUUAUUUAUAGACAAUUUUGAUCAGUUGAGCUCCAUUCCAGGCUCAAAAAUUCAUGCUAUUGACAUCCUUGGGUUUGGAUUAAGUUCGAGACCAAAAUUUCCAAACUUUCCCUCGUCUACCAGGCAGGACGUUUAUAAAGUUGAAGAUUGGUUCAUAGACCCUUUGGAGACGUGGAGGAAUAAACGAGGUAUUAAUAAUUUUGUGCUUAUGGGCCAUUCUUUUGGAGGAUACUUGAGUUGCGCUUAUGCCUUGAAGUACAACAAGAAAAUAUCUAACCCAAUUACUGGAUAUCAAUCGAAUUUAAUCGAUAAGCUAGUGCUCAUAAGUCCAGUAGGAGUGGAACGAAACAAGUACUCCUUUUUGAACAAGGAAGAGAAUCCACGAAUAUCUCUUGAACAAGAGGUUUUGGCUGAUCAAGAAGACAUCGUGGAGGGUAAACCAUUGCAAGAGCCUCCAAAAAGCCGUACAAGAAAGCUUUUUGAUUACAUGUGGGAGAAAAACUACUCUCCAUUUUCAAUCAUCAGAAACGCGGGCCCGGUCAAGUCUAAGCUUAUCUCGAGAUGGACAACACAUAGAUUUGCACAUGUAUACUAUCAAGACCAAGAGAGUUUCCAAAACAUGCACGAUUACAUUUAUAGAAUUUUCAAUGGGAAGGGAUCUGGUGAAUACGCAAUAACCAGGGUAUUGGCAGUUGGUGCGUUGCCUAAGCUUCCUUUGAUAGACAGGUGCCCCAAGAAAUUCGUAGAGAUGAAGCUACCUACCCUCUGGAUGUAUGGGGAUAAAGAUUGGAUGAAUGAUGAAGCUGGUUUAGAAAUGACAGAGGAAAUAAACAACUUGUCCACGAAGGAGUAUUCUGAGAAGUUAGCUUCGUUCAAGAUUAUCAAGAAUGCGGGCCAUCAUCUUUACCUCGACAAUCCUUCUGCUUUUGCCAGAGCUAUUUCCAGAUUCCUCAAUUAUAAAUAG
Molecule: messenger RNA, 1383 nt
Organism: Lodderomyces margitis
Lineage: Eukaryota; Fungi; Ascomycota; Pichiomycetes; Serinales; Debaryomycetaceae
Exons: 1
Coding region: 1-1383 (460 amino acids)
Biological process (GO): cardiolipin acyl-chain remodeling
Cellular component (GO): mitochondrial inner membrane
Molecular function (GO): A2-type glycerophospholipase activity
Source: RefSeq, a predicted model, not a curated record